GCAGCACCUGGGUCGCGGAAUCCGACAGUCCUCCCGGUUUCGAAUCAGAGAUUCCCCACCUCUCUCGCAAGCUGUCUCUCCGGGAGGAGGAGGACGGAGGCGCGGCCCAGGACGGCACGGCUACCGGAGCUGGCUGAUCGGCGGCUCUAUUAGGGCAGGAUGCAGCAGAAUCCUGCUGAGGCCAUGGAGGCCUCCGCGCCGUCGGAGGCCGAGGCGCCCAAAGAUGCGGGGCCGUGGCUAGGGUUCUGGGAGGUGUCGCGGCGGCGGUUGACCCCCGACGACCCCUUCUUCGCCGCCGGCGACAUGGAGCGCGAGCUACUCGCCAAACACGUUGCCCUGGAUCUCUCGGAUGAUGACCGGUACCAACUUGAGAAGAUGGAUGUGGCGAGCGUGAGCAUGGUGUGUUGUCCAAUUGCUGGUUGCGGUGCUCAUCUAGAUUGCUUGGAGGACUUUGAAGACCACUACAGCACACGGCAUACUGCUUCAUGCUCUGUAUGUUCAAGAGUGUACCCAACAUCAAGGUUGCUGAGUAUUCAUAUUUCUGAGGCGCAUGAUUCCUUCUUCCAAGCAAAAGUCGCUCGUGGUUUUCCGAUGUACGAAUGUUUGGUGGAGGGUUGUGGGGAGAAGUUGAAGACGUACAAAAGUCGGCAGCAGCAUCUUGUUGAUAAGCAUCAAUUUCCCAACUCAUUUGAAUUCUUCAAAAGAGCACAACCUUCCCAGCGGCAUCGUCAGAAGUAUCAUCAUCGAAGGCAAACUGCUUAUAAGGGAGAAGAGACAAGGGAUACUGUCAUGGACGUUGAUGGGAAGAAUCCAAGGCAAUCGAAACCGAGAUAUCGGCCGAAGCAACGUGAUCAUAAGGAGCCGAAAGAAAAUGAACAUGGUCACAAGGAGUCGAAAGACAAUGAACAUCAUGAGAAGGAGGCCAAGGAGAGCGACAUGGAGGUCGAACAGAAGAUUGAUGAACUGUCCUCGGCUGUAUCAAGGCUGAGUACUGCAGAUUCGGUGCCUUCGAGCAUAACCUUUGGCCAUCGCCGUGCUCGUGGUCUUACUUUUGUCCCAAGAUCUAUUAGGCAGAACAAGCAGGUCUCUCAGCCAGAAGCAAAUUGACAAUUCUUCAAUGGAUUAUCAAUCUCUAAUACGGAUUUCCCUUGUACUUGGACGUUUGAAGUUUGCACUAUAUUUGUAUCAUGAUCAAUAUGAUCGAUGUUUUUUGUUGGGUUGCC
Molecule: messenger RNA, 1223 nt
Organism: Triticum urartu
Lineage: Eukaryota; Viridiplantae; Streptophyta; Magnoliopsida; Poales; Poaceae
Source: RefSeq, a predicted model, not a curated record